Molecule: messenger RNA, 1275 nt
Organism: Symbiodinium pilosum
Lineage: Eukaryota; Dinophyceae; Suessiales; Symbiodiniaceae
Source: the annotation of a GenBank genome assembly
AUGAUGGUGUGCAUGGCUUUGGUUCAGCUCAUGACUCCUGGCCUCGCGUUCUUUUACGGAGGUCUGGUUAAGGACACGAGCGUGCUAACGAUGAUGAUGCAAAGCUUCGUAUCCAUGGGAGUUGCCAGCAUCAUCUGGUUUCUGUUUGGCUUCUCAUUAUGCUUCGGUGAAUCCCUCUAUUUCAUCGGAAACCCGUUCACAUAUUUUGGUCUCCAGGGACUAAACGUGAACGAGGCCUUGCCAGAUAUGUCGAUUCCGGGUUUGUUGUUUGCCGGAUACCAGGGCAUGUUUGCCGUGAUCACGCCCGCUCUCAUGACCGGUGCCUUUGCAGACCGUUUCCGCUUCAAGCCAUACCUGGCAUUCAUUGCGCUGUGGCUCAUGUUUGUGUACGCUCCGUGGUGCCACUGGGUGUGGGGCGGAGGAUGGCUUGCGCAAUGGGGCGUCAAGGACUUUGCAGGAGGCAUUGUGGUACAUGUCACAGCGGGAUUUUCUGCCUUGGCGAGCCUGAUUGUUGUUGGCAAGCGUCAAGUUUCGGAAGAAGACCUGGAGGACCAUGACCGACCUCACAAUGUGCCUUUCGUGGCAUUGGGCACUGCCAUGUUGUGGUUCGGCUGGUUUGGGUUCAAUGCUGGAUCAGCACUGUCUACUGGCUCUGUGGCAGUUGGUGCUGCUGUGAACUCAGAGAUUUCGGCUUCUGUGGCUCUGUUUCUGUGGCUGCUCAUCGACUGGGUGCGUCUCGGACGCCCUGGCUUGGUCGGACUCUGCGUCGGGGCCAUCGCGGGCCUCGCCACGAUCACCCCCGCAGCCGGCUUCAUCCAGCCCUGGGGAGCCUUCAUCCUGGGCUUCGUUGCGACGUUCUUCUGCUAUGCUUGCUGUGAGCUUCGAAAGCGGCUGGGCUUUGACGAUGCGCUGGAUGUGUGGGGUGUCCAUGGUAUGGGUGGCUUCAUGGGUACCGUCUUGCUGGGUGUUCUGGCUGACCCGGAGGAGUGCGGCUCUGUUGAGGCCGCACCAAAAUAUUGUGUGAAUCCUGGUCAGGUGACAGCGGGCAUUGAGCAGGUUGGAAAGCAGCUCGUGGGCGCCACGCUCGCAGCUGUCUACUCCGUUGUUGUGACGCUUGUGCUGUUGAAGGCCAUCAACCUCUGCAUGCCUCUGAAGCCACUGCGUGUUGAUCAAGGACUAGAUCUCACGGAGCAUGGUGAGACGGCCUACCACAGCCCGGUCCGCCAGUACAUCCAGGAGCCAAAGAAAGGAUCCGAAGGCGACUCCGUGGUUUGA